Lymnaea stagnalis (great pond snail) is the source of this 1336-nucleotide messenger RNA. The record is from the annotation of a GenBank genome assembly. NCBI's taxonomy places the organism in Eukaryota, Metazoa, Mollusca, Gastropoda, Lymnaeidae.
AGAUAAGUCUUGGCCAACCUGGUCCCUCGACCAGUUCUGGAUUAUUUCUCGUACAGGUGAUGCGUCUUCUUGACUUUCUAUUUGAUAAACAUUUUUUUUUCAAAAUUCUGAUUUAGAGACGAAAGAAUUUAAGAAAUGAAUUUUAAAAAUGACCAGGGAACACUGUGUGUUGAACAGAGUGGUCGUAAAAAUGUGUACGCUUUAUGGUUCUGUCUUUUCUUGGCAGGCCUAAACAUAUCAUGUUCCACUAUUAUUUGCUCUGAAUUUGUAUCCUUAACGCUUCGAGUGUUCUUCCGUGAAUGACGUCACUUUAUAUUGGCUGAAUUUUGACCACCCCCCUCCCCCCAACCAAAUCGUCAUUAAUUUGUUACAAAAUGUUUACACCCUAAAUACAAAUCGUCACAAAUUUUUUGACACAUCCCUCCCUCUUUUUUUUUGGAUAAAUGACGUCAUGUAUAGAAUGUCUCCUUUAUGUUCAUCUAUGAAGAUUUUGUUUAAAGUAAUUUUCCUGAAACAGUUCAAAUUUUUUUUAGCCAGAAAACACUCGACUCCUAUCAACGUUUGCCGUGAUUACGUCACUUUUAAUUUUUUGUUCCCGAGAGGCAUUUUUCAAUAAAAUAUCCUUCCUAAAUCUACUAUUUCCAAAUUAUGUCGUUUCGUUAUUUGUUGUUAUCUACUUUGUACCUUUAUCGCUGUAUCGUUAUAAUAAUAUUAUCAAUGUUUUCCCCUUUCUUCAGCAAUAUACCUUAGCAUCUUUCAAUUGGUGGGUCAUAUUCAUGUAGAAAAUCAACAGGAUUUGAACUUUCUUCUAUCCGCUCCACAGAUUCCAAAAAAUAAAACAAAAACAUACCAAGAUGAAAUUUUCCUCACUGCUCCUCCUCGCCCUGACGGUGGUCUGCACAGUCCACGCCGCCCCGACCAAACGCCUCCUCUUCGCGGACAACCUCAACACCCUCAUCCACGACGUGGUCAACGCCAUCGGGGACAGCAUCGACACCACCGCCAACCUCCUGGGACAGGCCGCCACCAACGUCGGGAACGUCCUCGGGCUGGGGACCGUGACCAACACGCUGACCGGACUGGUCGACUCCGUGGUGGACAAGACCACGGACAUCGUCGGGGGCGCCGUGAACCAGUUCGCCGACGUGGUGAAGAGCGGACUGGACGGCGCCACCCUGGGCCUUGGGAAUGUGGUCUUGAGUUUGGCCAACUUAACUCCCAAUAGUUAAAUACAGCGCCCCCACUUGUACGCGCCUGUGUGUUGUGACAUAGAGGACGACGAAAACAGUGUAUGUUGUUUCGUUGUCACGGGUGCAUAUAAAACAUGUAAAACAAA